AUGGCAGACACGGCAGCGUCCCCUGCACCUGGACCGACGUCUCAUGGGCCUGGUUCAAGCGACACCACCGGACCAGCCGCAGUCCAGUACAAUGAGCAAUGGAUGAUGCAUUUGAAUCGCGAUGGGCUGCCCGUGUGCCGCGAUUUGCACGGUCUUUUUACCACUAUGAUCAUUUCCAUCUCGGACCGAUGGCCCGACUGGCGGUACCAGCUUGCAUUUGUAUUAGCAGCAGCUGUGCAGCGCAUGCAAGCGCUCCAGUUUGUGCAGAUCGUGCGCGAUUCGGUCGGCGGGAUGCAUAAUAUGCUUUCCUUGAGCCAAACGAAAACCUCCUUCAUCAUGAACAGUGAUACUGCGUGGCAGAUUUGCAACGCAUUUGUGAAUGCGCAUCUUUUGCAAAAGAUCCCCCACGCUGACGGCGACGUCUAUUCGCCGACGCCAAAAGGCCUUCACCUCGUCGACCGCUUUGUCACACGGCACGGAAUCGCGACGCGGUCCGUAAGCAACCUGCUCAAUAUCCACGAGGUGUGCGACAAGCUUGUGCUCAUGGAGCGGGACGACCAGGACGAUAUAAUAUUGAGUGAUGGCGUUGUGCGCAUUGUGUACCACCGCAUGGUGGGACUCAGCCCGUACCGCGACGAGUCGAGCUCGUUGGGAGUAAUUUUGCGCAGGUCGUUUGCAUUCGAACAAGGCGGCCAGGCGUACGAAACAUCCAGCUUCACUUCGGAGCAUGCGCUUGCGUGGCUGCUAAACUAUACGACGCUCGUGAAUGUCGACGAAGCCGCGGCGCUGAUUGCGCACAUGAUCCGUCUCGGCUGGAUCGAGCCGGAGAAUGUCAUGGCGCCUUCCAAAUCGCCACGCGUCGUGACCGUGCGUGUGGACGCAGAGCUGCGCCCAGAAGGUACCGCAGAAGAGGGCACAUUUGUGCAGGGCGAAGACUAUCAUAUCACCGAGCUCGGCGCGACGGUGGCGUGGCAUGUCGACUGGGACAACCCGAUCAUUACGUCGGAUAACGAGCCGCGGCCGCCGACGUCCAUGUCAGACGCACAGCGUGGGCAUGAGACGCGCUUUGUCUCGCCACGGCUCGACGAAUUUGAGCUGUACAAUGCAUACACGAAUGCGUCCGCAUCGCCGCUUCGCAAGGGCCGCUCCGAAGGCUUCACGCCUUUGGCGGCUUUCUCGCCCUUCCCCAACUUUACUUCUUUAAUAGACACGCCCAAAUUGGGCGAGACCGAGACGCACGGUGCGUCUACAAGGACGGAUCAAGAAUACGCUGCGCAGUGUCCCGAGCCCGCGCCUUCCGACGAACAGAAACCCAUAUCGCUCCACGACAUCCUCCAGACCCCGUCGCUGCGUGUUGCAUUCGGCGGUUUCCUCACGUCCGUUAAUAAACACAUUCUCUUAAAAUCUUGGUGCACCCUGGAAUGGUUCCGCUACGACUGCCGUCUUGCGUCCUGCGGUGCGCUCUCGCAGAUUACGCGUGGCGAUCCCAUCGAAACGCUUUUCUCAGCGCCUCUCCCUGAAAACGGAAAACCAGCCAUGUCUGCUCCCAUGAUGCGCGCUGUGCAACGUCCACUACUGGAAGAGAGUGCGCGAGUCCAUAUCGGCCCGUUUUUGACGACCAACCACCAUGCACCUGUUGUCCAACUGUCCACCUUGGAGCGGCUGAGCGAGGCGUACGCUACCUAUACGCAAACAGCCCACCCUAUGCCCGCUAUUGAGCCUGACACAGAAAGUGCUCGCGAGAGCGAGUCGCAGCUCGCCCAGCUCCUUGUCCAGAGCGCCGCAGCACAAAAGGAGCUGUACCACGGCCUCCAGGGACCCAAGAAGGCGUUUAUAGCGGCGCGCGCCGAAUCGGCCAAGUAG
Molecule: messenger RNA, 1863 nt
Organism: Malassezia vespertilionis
Lineage: Eukaryota; Fungi; Basidiomycota; Malasseziomycetes; Malasseziales; Malasseziaceae
Gene: SST2
Product: AMSH/STAMBP protein ubiquitin specific-protease
Exons: 1
Coding region: 1-1863 (620 amino acids)
Source: RefSeq, a predicted model, not a curated record